Molecule: messenger RNA, 2961 nt
Organism: Hevea brasiliensis (rubber tree)
Lineage: Eukaryota; Viridiplantae; Streptophyta; Magnoliopsida; Malpighiales; Euphorbiaceae
Product: pentatricopeptide repeat-containing protein At4g11690
Exons: 6
Coding region: 120-1829 (569 amino acids)
Molecular function (GO): protein binding
Source: RefSeq, a predicted model, not a curated record
AAAAUAAGCGAGAUAUAUUCAUUUGCGUGUUGGUUAUAUAAUGAGCAUCUAUAUAUCGUAUCUUUUAAGUUGCCGGGUAUAAAACGGUAACUGCCACAGGCCAGUGCCAGCUCUCAACAAUGCAGCAACAAACCCACCACCAAGCUCUCCUUCUCAUUCCAAAAUUGGUGAAAAAGCCGCCUCUCAAAGCUCUCUCGCUCUUCAAUUCCUCAAUUCAUCAAGGCUUUCACCCCACUCACCAGUCCAUUUCCUUUAUUCUUCACCACCUUCUUAGCUCCAACAUGCUAUCCCACGCCCAAUCUUUCCUUCUCCAAUUGAUCUCUAAUCGAAUUUCCUCUCCUUUCUUCACUGUUUCAUCUCUUCUCCACCAUCUAACACAACCAAUCUCUUAUCCAAGCCCAAUAAUGGGUGCCUUCCUCUAUGAAUCAAUCAUCAAUGCUUAUGUUCUAUCUCGCUCAAUAGAGCAAGCUCUGUUCUAUUUUAAUCAAAUGGUUGAUAAAGGCCUUGUCCCUAGACCCAAUACUUUCAAUUGUCUUUUGGAUUACCUUGUUAAAUCUAGCUGUUUUGAGAGAUCGUGGUUAUUUUUUCAUGAAUCAAAGGAAAAGGUUAAGUUGGAUGUGUAUAGUUAUGGGAUAAUGAUCAAGGGUUGUUGUGAGGCUGGUGAUUUGAAUAGAGGUUUUGAGCUAUUGGUUCAAUCAGAGGAGAUGGGAUUUUCCCCGAAUGUUGUCAUAUAUACUACAUUAAUUGAUGGGUGUUGUAAGAAUAAAGAUGUUCAAAGAGCAAAACAGUUGUUUUAUAAGAUGGGAGAACUGGGUUUGGCUGCUAAUCAGUAUACUUACACAGUUUUGAUCAAUGGGUUCUUUAAGAAGGGACUUAAAAAAGAUGGGUUUGAGUUAUACGAGAAGAUGCAGCUUGAUGGGGUGCUUCCUAAUUUAUAUACCUAUAAUUGUAUGAUAAAUGAGUGCUGCAAUGAAAGAAAGAUAAAUAAAGCUUAUGAACUGUUUGAUGAAAUGUGUAAGAGAGGUGUGACAUCUAAUGUUGUUACCUACAAUACCUUGAUUCGUGGGUUAUGUAGAGAGAUGAGGAUUUGGGAGGCUGAGAAUUUGGUGGGUCUAAUGAAGAGAGCUAGCAUCAACUCGAAUUUAGUCACAUAUAACACUCUAAUACAUGGGUUUUGUAGUAUCGGAAGGUUGGAUAAAGCUUUGAGUUUGUUUGACCGUUUGAAGUCAAAUGGUAUAUCUCCAUCUUUGGUAACUUAUAAUGUUCUGAUCGAAGGAUAUUCUAAUGCUGGAAACUGGGUGCGUGUCACUGAUUUUGUGAGGGAGAUGGAGGAGAGAGGCAUUUCUCCUUCUAGAGUGACAUAUACCAUUUUAAUUAAUGCCCAUGCUCGGUUUGAGGACAUGGAGAAAGCCUUUCAUUUUUAUUCCUAUAUGCAAAAGGUUGGCUUGGUUCCUGAUGUCCACACCUAUGGUGUGUUAUUACAUGGGUUGUGUAUGAAAGGGAAAAUGAAUGAAGCAUCGAAACUGUUUAGAUCAAUGGCUGAAAUAAAGAUGGAACCCAGUGACGUGAUCUUCAAUACGAUGAUUAAUGGUUACUGCAAAGAAGGCAGCUCUUUCAGGGCCUUGAGAUUGCUCAAAGAAAUGGAGGACAAGGGAUUGGUUCCAAAUGUGGCUAGCUAUAGUUCUACCAUUGGAGUUCUAUGCAAGGAUGGUAAGUGGCAAGAGGCUGAGGUCUUACUAAACAAGAUGAUGGAAUUGGGAUUAAAGCCACCAAUUUACAUCUAUAACAUAAUCUCCGAAGCCAAAUAUGGCAAAGAGUUGAGGACUUGAAACACUCCUGUUGGAAGUAGAAGAAAAAAUGGGAAGUGGAGAGAAAACAUCAGCCUUCUUAUGACUUAAGUUGAUAGCCUAAAACUGUCAUUGCUGAUGUAUAUUCGAAGAGAUCCAUAGGAAGAGUUACUUUGUUAUAUCCACAAGACACUACAUAUCUUUGGUCUGGAGAAACUUCUGAAAACUGGCUCAAGAAUAUUGAGGAGAAAUUCACUUAUUGUUGGAUGAAGUAUUCCAGUUAAGUGGGCGUCAAAAUAAGUUUGGAAGUCUGCCUCAUAGAGUAUUGACAGACACUAUUUGGCAGAUAAGCAACUGAUUAUAGGUCGGAACUUGGAACUUCUCCAAUUUUGCUGCAAAAUUAAUGCAGAAAACCAUGAGAACGAAAGUAUUCCAACGGCUAAAAUCUCUUUGAGUGAGGCUAUUGGUUGCGGGGAAAAAGCAAAAUAAAAAAGUCAACUGCGUCAAAUAAUCCAGAUCUUUGGCUGGGACACUUGGACGGUGAAAGCUGCUCUGUCCAUGUCAAACCGCACAGGUACGGGUCAAACCCCGGUUAUGAGCUCUUCCCGACCCGAAAUGAAUCGUUCCGACCACCCGGGCCUUGCUGCCGAUACGCUCUCUGAUCCUCUCCUUCAAAACGGCUCCUUUAUCGACGCUAGCAACCUUUCGGCCAGCGCGCAGACCACAAUCAAAAACAGAGACGGUCACCAAGCGGCUUCAGCGAAUGGUGUGGAUAGUUCAAGACGGCGACGCCGAUUAAAUCGAGGAAAAAAGUACUGGUGAUGAUGUCGCCGGGGACGUCGGAAUCGGCGAAUUGGUUGCCUCCGGGAUGGAUAGUUCAAGAUAGGGUUAGGACCUCUGGUGCAACGGCUGGCACGGUAGAUAAGUGCAAUUGAACACAAGGAAUGCUCUCUAUCUUGUGCAGUAUUACAUUGAGCGUGUAUCAGGUCGUCGAUUCAGGUCCAAGAAAGAGGUGCAGUAUUAUCUGGAAACAGGAACCUUGAAGAAUAAAAAAAGAGGAACAGAGAAUUCUGAAGGCGGCACAGGGUUCUGGGAGUCACAGCAACAAGAAGGCUAGCAAGAAUGCAAGGCGUCCUGAAAUGAAGUUUGAUUAUUUGAAUGUGCCUGAUAGAAU